This is a messenger RNA of Arabis nemorensis, 447 nucleotides long. The record is from the annotation of a GenBank genome assembly. Lineage: Eukaryota; Viridiplantae; Streptophyta; Magnoliopsida; Brassicales; Brassicaceae.
AUGGCUUCGAAGAGGAUCCUGAAAGAGCUCAAGGAUCUGCAGAGAGAUCCUCCUUCAAACUGCAGCGCAGGUCCUGUGGCUGAGGACAUGUUCCAUUGGCAAGCAACUAUCAUGGGACCUCCUGAUAGUCCCUAUGCAGGAGGAGUGUUUUUGGUUACCAUUCACUUUCCUCCGGAUUAUCCUUUCAAGCCACCAAAGGUGUCUUUCAAGACUAAGGUGUAUCACCCGAACAUCAACAGCAAUGGAAGCAUUUGCCUUGAUAUCCUGAAAGAACAAUGGAGUCCUGCUCUUACCAUAUCCAAGGUGUUGUUGUCGAUUUGCUCGUUGCUUACCGACCCGAACCCAGAUGAUCCUCUUGUUCCGGAGAUAGCUCAUAUGUACAAGACGGAUAAAUCCAAGUACGAGUCCACCGCUCGAAGCUGGACUCAGAAGUACGCCAUGGGAUGA